AUGAAGGUCUCGCAGCGCCCUCCUCAACGUCCUUCCAGUGCGGAGUGUGGCAGCCUGCGUGGAGGCCUGCGGCCUGUCGCGGGGCCCUUUGCAGACCCCCUGUCCCGCAGGGCCUGGCCCCGUGUUCCUGGAGUGGGGGGCUGCUCCCUUGAAAGCCUUCCCCAGCCGUCCCCCAGCAAAGCCCUGCACAGCUGCGAGGGGAAGGAGCCCGGGGACCUCAGGCUCAGCGAGGGGGACGUCAUGGUCUUGCAGCACCGGGUGGACGAGCGCUGGUACCACGGCCUCCUGCCCGCCAGCCACGUCCAGGGCGUGCGGCCCCUGCCCCAGGCCCCGCCCCAGGGCAAAGCACUCUAUGAUUUCGAGAUGAAGGACAGAGACCAGGACAAGGACUGUCUGACCUUCGGCAAGGAUGAAGUCCUGACUGUAAUCAGAAGAGUGGACGACAACUGGGCGGAGGGAAUGCUGGGAGACAAGAUCGGGAUCUUCCCCCUGCUGUACGUGGAGCUCAAUGAUGCCGCCAAGCAGCUGAUGGAGAUGGACAGGCUGGGCCCGGCCUCAGCGUCCGGCUGCCUCGCCUUCGUGCCCUCUGACCCCGGUGCGGGGGCCAGCGCGGCCCCGGGUCCCACUUCAGGCAGCACGGGGGCGGUCAGCGCCUUCCAGCGGCGUGUGGACAGUAAGAAGAAUGCCAAGAAGCGGCACUCCUUCACGGCGCUCAGCGUGACGCACAGGUCCACACAGGCCACCAGCCACAGGCGCUCCAUGGAGAUCAGCGCCCCCGUGCUGAUCAGCUCCAGCGACCCACGGGCCGCGGCCAGGAUCGGGGACCUGGCGCACCUGUCCCGCAGCGCCCCCACCCAGGACGCCUCGGCUGGAUGCACCCCAGCGGCUGAACAGCAGGGCACGGCUCCCAAAGUCCAGCUGCCCCUCAACGUGUACCUGGCGCUCUACGCCUACAAGCCCCAGAAGAGCGACGAGCUGGAGCUGCGCAAGGGCGACACGUACCGCGUGCUGGAGAAGUGUCGGGACGGCUGGUUCAAGGGCACAGCCCUGCGGACGGGGCUCUCGGGCGUGUUCCCGGGGAACUACGUGACGCCCGUCUCUAGGGUUCCUGUAGGCGGGGCUGGGCCACCCCGGAAUAAUGCGGUCGGAGGGUCUCCGCUGGCCAAGGGGAUGGCCACAACCCUUCACCCAGGCGGUGGGAGUCUGAGUAGCCCGGCCACGGCCCUGAGGCCAGCCCUCCCCCUCACCAUGGCCCAGGCUCCGGCCCAGCACCAGGCAGUCUCGCCCGCACUGAGCAGUUGUCUGCGGCACUCAGUUCAGCCGGCGGCCAGCCAAGCCCGGAGCGCCGGCCCCCCUGCUGCCCACCCGGCCCAGGUGCAGGGCCGGCCCACCGCCGCGGUGUCGCCCCUGCGCGCCCAGAGCCUGCCCGCCAUCGGGUCCCCGCAGCACAGCCCCCGGCCAGCCAUCCCGCUCUCGUCGGCAGCCUCGGCCGUCACUCCUCCCAACGUCAGCGCCGUCCACCUCCACGGGGAGGCCGGAGCGGGCCCUGCCGGCGGCCGGUCGGCACGCAGCCCCACCAGUGCAGGAGGUAGACCCGACGAGAGGAGGAGCGAAAGGAAAGACAAGAAGCCCGGGCUGCUGAAGCUGCUGGCCGGCGCGUCCACCAGGAGGAAGUCGCGCUCCCCGCCGUCCACCUCUCCCACCCACGACCCCCGGGCAGCGGUGGACGCCUCACUCCAGGGCGCGGUGGGGCCCGAAGUGUCCUCACUGUCCGUCCACGGCAGGGCCGGGUCCUGCCCCGUUGAGGGCGAGAUGCAGGGGGCCUUGGGGUUGGAGCCGCUGCACAGGAAGGCGGGCUCCUUGGAUCUGAGCUUCCCGUCGCCCUCCCGGCAGGCCCCUCUCUCCGCGGCCGCCAUCCGCCCCGAGCCCAAGCUGCUGCCCAGAGAGAGGUACCGCGUGGUGGUCUCAUACCCGCCCCAGAGCGAGGCGGAGAUCGAGCUGAAGGAAGGGGACGUGGUCUUCGUGCACAAGAAGCGCGAGGACGGCUGGUACAAGGGGACCCUGCAGAGGAAUGGCCGCACCGGCCUCUUCCCCGGCAGCUUCGUGGAGAGCUUCUGA
Messenger RNA from Lipotes vexillifer (Yangtze River dolphin), 2118 nucleotides. Its product is annotated as SH3 domain-containing RING finger protein 3-like. NCBI's taxonomy places the organism in Eukaryota, Metazoa, Chordata, Mammalia, Artiodactyla, Lipotidae. The transcript has 10 exons. The record is from RefSeq and is a predicted model, not a curated record. Gene Ontology annotation, molecular function: protein binding. Bases 1 to 2118 code for a protein of 705 amino acids.